AGGAGUCGGCUUGAAGACUUUAUAAAAGCUUCCCUGCGCGCUGCGAGUCACUCUCUGUGAAAGCAAUCUUGCAGAAAGAUCAUCACACCUCCACACCAAAAGGCGCACCAUGAGCGAGAGACAAGUUUCUGGGCCUGCUGCCGGCAACAACAAAACCUCCGGAGGACAAGACGCGUCCAAGACGGACAUGCCCGAGGACUUCGACAUCGACAUGGACAACCCGGAGACGGAGAAGGCGGCCGUCGCCAUCCAGUCGCAGUUCAGGAAGUUCCAGAAGAAGAAGCGCGUGGAGAAGUCCUAGUUGACGACGCAGUGACAUUUGCAUGAGUCCUCACUUUGUAGUCUGAACGGGCUGGGAUGGCAGAAUGCAAUAGUCAACAUGUGUCUGUGUUAUUACAUUUCUAUUUAUUACCCACCACUGUAUUGAACAAAUGUUGUUUCUUUCUUUGUCUCACAUUCUCGUCCCCAGAUGAUAAAUAUUGUGUCAGUAGAUGAUGGAGCAAAUGAAGUGUUUGUUAGUCAACUUAGCCAAGUGCAUCCUUCAAUCUAACAGAUGAUUAUUUCCCUUCGUCCUACAGCGCAUGGUACUAACAUUGUACACUGAAUGAAUAAAGACUGUUUGUCAAACACA
Molecule: messenger RNA, 631 nt
Organism: Entelurus aequoreus (snake pipefish)
Lineage: Eukaryota; Metazoa; Chordata; Actinopteri; Syngnathiformes; Syngnathidae
Gene: pcp4b
Product: Purkinje cell protein 4b
Exons: 3
Coding region: 110-301 (63 amino acids)
Cellular component (GO): cytoplasm
Molecular function (GO): calmodulin binding; calcium ion binding
Source: RefSeq, a predicted model, not a curated record